AUGAGAUGUUGUGUCAUGUUUCUUCGAUAUUCUCCAAUGUUAUUCCUUAUUCUUUUCAUCACCAUCAUCAUCAGUACUGGUAACAUUAAAGGUGAAACUAGACCAUUAGCAAAAAAGAAUGUGCUAAUUAGGCCCUUUGAUAAUACCAUUUCAGCUAUCUUUGUCUUUGGAGACUCCACAGUUGACUCUGGUAACAACAACUGCAAAACCACUGUGACAAAGUGCAAUUUUCCUCCCUAUGGAAGGGACUUUGUCAGCCACAUUCCCACCGGAAGGUUCUCCAAUGGCCGCCUCAUCACUGAUAUGACGGCUUCAUAUAUAGGACUCAAAGAAUUCGUGCCACCAUAUUUGGACCCAAUACUUAGCUUGGAGGAGCUGAUGACUGGCGUUAGUUUCGCCUCCGGUGGCUCCGGCUUCGACCCUGUUACCGCUCAAAUAAGCGACGUAAUUCCAUUGGAACAGCAGCUAGAAUAUUUUAAAGAGUACAAAAUAAGAAUUGAAUAUGAAAUUGGGGAGGAAAGAACAAAAUUGUUAAUAAGUAAAGCAAUGUUCCUUAUAAGUGCUGGCACAAAUGAUUUUGUUGUCAAUUAUUUUAGCACCCAAUUGAGAAGAAACUCAUACACUGUCCUUGCCUACCAGCAGUUCUUGCUGCAACAAGCACAACAGUUUCUCCAGGAUUUAAUGGCCGAGGGAGCUCAGCUCAUCGGAAUAGUAGGGUUACCGCCUCUCGGGUGCUUACCGGUGGUGAUCACCCUGAACCUUGCCAGCAGCCCAUUGCAACCCCGUCAAUGUAUUGAUUCAUACUCAGACGUAGGAAAAGAGUAUAAUCGGCUUCUCCAAAAUAUGUUAAAUAAUAUGAAUAUUUAUGGCACACAAUUAGUCUAUGCUGAUAUAUACAAUCCUUUAUAUGACAUGGUACAAAAUCCCAACAAGCAUGGUUUUAAUAACGUCUACUAUGGUUGUUGUGGAAGUGGGCUUUUCGAGCUUGCAAUUUUGUGCAAUCCAAAUUCAAUUGUUUGCAGUAAUGCUUCGGAAUUUGUUUUCUGGGACGCAGUCCAUCCAACUCAAGCAACAUAUAAUAAUUUGUUCAAGUUCUUGCGUCCCACCGUUGAUUUUAUGCUCAAGUUAUAA
Molecule: messenger RNA, 1131 nt
Organism: Solanum dulcamara
Lineage: Eukaryota; Viridiplantae; Streptophyta; Magnoliopsida; Solanales; Solanaceae
Product: GDSL esterase/lipase At5g45960-like
Exons: 5
Coding region: 1-1131 (376 amino acids)
Molecular function (GO): hydrolase activity, acting on ester bonds
Source: RefSeq, a predicted model, not a curated record